Molecule: messenger RNA, 1012 nt
Organism: Uloborus diversus
Lineage: Eukaryota; Metazoa; Arthropoda; Arachnida; Araneae; Uloboridae
Product: ATP-dependent DNA helicase PIF1-like
Exons: 2
Coding region: 1-969 (322 amino acids)
Biological process (GO): DNA repair; telomere maintenance
Molecular function (GO): DNA helicase activity
Source: RefSeq, a predicted model, not a curated record
AUGAUUCAUUUGCGGCUACAGGAAUUCAAAAACAAUGAUAAGUUUGGUGGGAUAAAUAUUGUUCUAUUUGGAGACAUCAUGCAACUGCCCCCUGUGAAAGGACAUUGGUGCUUUGUACAGCCAGCUUGGUUUGCUGCAGAAAUUAAUUUAUGGCACGCAUUUUCAUUCUGCGAAUUAACAAUCAACAUGAGACAAAGAAAUGAUACAGAGUUCGUCGACCUGUUGAACAAUUUACGCGUAAGCGAAUUGACAACUGGUCAAGUAGAACUGCUUUGUCAAAGGCGAAGGGUGGCUUUAGAUGAAGAAUUUAAGGAUGGUGUUGUGAUUCGAAUAUUCCCGACCGUCAAACAGGUUGACGAAUACAAUGAUAACAUGACAGCUAUGAAUUCAAAACAAAAUCGUAUCUAUACAAUCCGUUCCAUAGAUGAGUCUCGUGAAAUUGCUACCUAUGGAAAGAAACCUCCAGAUAAUGUUGUCCCGAAAGAUGUGAACAAUUGUGGUGGACUUUUAUCAGAGGUAAAACUUGCUGCCGAAUCUCGUGUGAUGUUGAGACGUAACAUAUCAGUAUCUGACGGCCUCGUCAAUGGUGCAAUGGGUAGAUGCAGACUAAAAGAUAGCGAUGGUUGUGUCGCCAUACCCCCAGUGGUUGCAACUUUUCAAGGAACGAAAGGUUAUGGUGACAUUGAGCGCAGGAUGUUGUCAAUAAUUCUAUGCUGGGCCGUCACGGUACACAAAUUGCAAGGUACGACCCUUGAUAAAGCUGUAAUAGACCUCGGAAAGAAAGUGUUUGCCAAAGGACAGGCAUAUGUGGCACUGAGUAGAGUAAAAACACUUGAGGGUAUUGCUUUAUCUGAUCUAGAGCCAAAUAAGUUACUACACAAACCUCACGAUGAACGAGCUUUAGCAGAAAUGCAGAGACUGAGAGCUCUAAAUCAAGAGACUGACAAAUCUAAAGCUCAUUCAUCGUGAGUUGUUUUUUUUUUUUUUUUUUGUAAUACACAACUCAGUAAUA